Molecule: messenger RNA, 1182 nt
Organism: Lodderomyces margitis
Lineage: Eukaryota; Fungi; Ascomycota; Pichiomycetes; Serinales; Debaryomycetaceae
Gene: PTC4
Product: type 2C protein phosphatase
Exons: 1
Coding region: 1-1182 (393 amino acids)
Biological process (GO): protein dephosphorylation
Molecular function (GO): cation binding; protein serine/threonine phosphatase activity
Source: RefSeq, a predicted model, not a curated record
AUGGGGCAUUUACUUUCACAUCCAAUUGAGGACAAGAACCUCGAUUACAAGGUGUACACUAAACUUUCAUAUUGUAUUGGCUCUAUGCAAGGAUAUCGUAUGAGUAUGGAGGAUGCGCAUGACGCCAAAAUCAAUGAGGAUGAAACCAUUGCCGUAUUUGGAGUAUUUGACGGGCAUGGAGGGCAGCAAUGUGCUGAGUACUUGUCACAUCAUUUGACCAAACAUAUUUUCAAGAAGCUCAUAAGUUAUCAAGACAGUACUCAUAAAGGAACCAGCAAGAGCAACAGCAGCAGCAAGAGCAACAACGGCAAUAGACAAAUUUUCAAGAUUUUAAAAGAUGCAUUUUUCAAAAUGGAUAACGAUUUAUCCAAUUCGCAAAGUUACAUCAAUUGUGGAUCGACAAGUGUAGUAACGGCAAUAAUCAAUAAUAAGAUAUUUGUCGCCAAUACCGGAGAUUCAAGGUGCAUAUUAUCAACCAAUGAAGGGAAUGCCAAGACGUUAACAUUUGAUCAUAAACCCAGUGUGAUUGGAGAAAGAGUUCGAAUUGAGAAUAGCAAUGGAUACGUUAUAAAUAAUAGAGUGAAUGAAGUAUUGGCAUUGAGUCGAGCAGUGGGCGAUUUCAAAUUUAAAACACCCUAUCUUACAUCCACCUUGAACAAGUAUAUUCUUGAUAAUAUAACCGCAAAGUAUAGAAAGGGGAAACAAGAUCAAAAGCAAAAGCAAAAGCAAAAAGAGCUGAGUCUGAGUCUGAAACUGCAACUGCAACUGCAACUGCAACUGCAUCCGAAUCUGCAUUUGCAUCUGCAGCAAGUACCUGAUCAUGAGUAUAUUCAUAUCCCACCAGAACUAUUUCAAGUGACAGUAGAACCAGAAAUUCUCAUAUUUGAUAUGAAUCAGCUACCAACCGCCGAAUUUAUCGUCAUUGCCUGUGAUGGAAUAUGGGAUUGUUUUAAAAACGACCAAUUGAUUAAACUAAUUCGCGAUAAAUUGGUGCUUGGUUGGAAAUUAAACAAAAUUGUCGAAUAUAUUCUUAAUGACAGUUUAACUAUGGCCAAUAACUAUACUGGCGUUGGGUUGGAUAACAUGACGUUGAUUUUAGUGGCUUUACAUCCUGAUAGAAGCUUAGAUGAUUGGUAUAGUGAUAUGAUUUUCAAGAUUGAAAAAGAGAAAGGUCUACAUUAG